AUGGCGUCCUCCAGCUUCUCGCAAAGUAAGGGCAGCGACCAGGUAAAGGCACUCGUAAAGUUGGGGAAGCAGAAAAAAGGUGAGGGACGGUGCCGAACUGCAUCGCGCACAGCAUCUUGCGCUCAACCUUCAGGACGGUGCCCUGCUAUCGUAGACGUCACAACAAUUUGGGGCGGGGAGUACCCAACUAACGGAUGGAAGCCCCGGGGCCUCCACCUUCCUCAAGCCGCAAAAGCCCUCGUUUUGUGUCUUGUGCGCGCGAAUCACACUGAGAAGGCCGUUCAAGGUGAGGAACUCCCCCACCACGCCGCUGGAGUACACAAACGAACCACCGCGUAG
This is a messenger RNA of Trypanosoma rangeli, 339 nucleotides long. RefSeq lists its product as uncharacterized. The transcript has a single exon. The record is from RefSeq and is a predicted model, not a curated record. Lineage: Eukaryota; Euglenozoa; Kinetoplastea; Trypanosomatida; Trypanosomatidae. Bases 1 to 339 code for a protein of 112 amino acids.